UCAACAGAUAUGCACUGCAGCUUUAGGCUUAUUGUACCUCCAGUGUGUCAGGUUUCUCAACACUGGAAGGGAAGACUACUGUUUUACAAACUGUUUUUAUUCUUAUUAAAAAUCCAUGUAAAGCAGUUAACUAUUUUCUCUACGACUUUAAGGAAUUUUUCUUUUGUUUGUUUUUUGGCCCAGCCUCUUUCAUGAGUCAUUACUUUCUUUUUGCAGGUAUUAAUGGCUUAGAAGAAAUGCUACUUUACUCAUGGAAAAUCCAGACAUAUAGAUCUUCAGGAUUUUCUGCUUGUUCCUGGUACUGCAUGUUCAGCGUGUGUGAAAGUGUUAACAUUUAAUGGGAAAGAAAGAAAUGAAGAAACAUGGCAUUUGUGGCAGCCGCUGCCUGGGUCCCAUGAAAUUCCUUUCAGGAGCGGAAGGAAACGCAAGGUCUCUCGCUUCCAAGGACACCACAUCCUGCACAGGCCGACUCGCUUUUCUUUGUCGUUCUGUAAAAGUAAAUGAGAAGGUCAGGAUACAGUUCGAAAGCUUGCCACAAGACGAACACAGAGCUAUCGGGAUCGGCUUUACAAAUGACUCACCAUUAACCCCUACAAGGACCCAGAGGCACAGGACACGAUCCUGCUUGGUGCCUCUUCCUGAGGACUUGUGCUUGCCUUUUGCAGAAAUUGAGUUUUGGGUAAACUAUGCAGUGUAUGUGAUCAUCCGGGCAAGCGAUCGGACAAAAUAUUACAUGAAAGCAGAAGGACUAAAUCUUCAUGAGCCGAUUUUUGUUUUCCUGGAUUUUUGUGGGAGUACGAGCAAAGUGCGUCUCUUGGGUUCGAGGAAGGGGAGUCGCACAUCCUGCCCUGUUUAUCUGUCAGGCCUAGCUAAUGGAAUAGAAACAAAGGAGCAAGCACUUGCAGAGAACCUUCUUAACCUCAAGCUCAUCUCUGAUGAUAAUGCAAAUUCAGACCAAACAGUUUCCAGAGAAGCACCACCAAGUCACACGACAUCACAUACUUUUGAAACAGCAUCUACUCAACGAUCAGCUCCAGCCAGAAACAGAGGUUUAAAGAGAAGACAUCAGUCCUCAGUGGAGGAGUCGGAUGUGACGUCAUUGCUGAGAACAUUUCAACAGCAGUAUCUCAUCUCCAGUGAGCUCCAUGUGAUGGUCUCGAGGAAAAGGCUUUUAAAGAGCGUGCUCGAUGCUCUAUCCAACAAAAACUUCUCCUGGACUAAAAAACCGCAUAUUGAGUUUGUUGGCGAGGAGGCUUUUGAUAAUGGUGGCCCCAGAAGGGAGUUUUUUAGACUCCUGAUGAUUGAGGUACAAAGCAGUAUGGGUAUUUUUGAGGGAAAACCAAAACACUUGCUCUUCACUUAUGACCAGGCUGCUUUGCAGCAGCGCAAAUAUGAACAAGCCGGGAAGCUGGUAGCUUGGUCCAUCAUUCACGGAGGGCCAGGACUUACAGCUCUGGACACUCAUCUUUACCAGCUUAUGUGCGGUGCAGAGAUGGAACUGACGGAUUUUGACUGCCGUCUCAUUCCAGAUGCGGAUGUCCAAAGCAAAGCACGUAAAAUCUUAUCUUGUACGACAGCUGAACAUAUUUGUGCUCUGCAAAGAGAAUUAGGAGACUGGAUCUGUGAUUGUGGAUUCCCGGGCAUUUACAGACCAAAUGUUUGCAUCGAAGAUGUUCCGAAGAUUUACUCUUAUAUCGUGAGGCACCAUGCUUAUCUCAGGGUGUUGAAUAUGAUCAACCAGUUCACGGAAGGCUUGAACUCCUGCGGAAAGCUGUGGGAUAUUGUGAAGACAAACUGGAUCGAUUUCCUGCCCGUUUUCACCAAAACGAGCGACCGGAUAUCGCGGGCCACCUUCAGAUCCCUUUUUGAAAUCAGCUAUAGUGCGCAAGGUACGAAGAGGAGAGAGGAAGAAGAGGAAACUGUGUACUGCUGGGAGCUGAUGCUGAAGAUGAUCGAGGAUAAAGAAACCAAGUUGCGUUUCGAAGAGCUGCUUGUUUUUAUCACAGCUGCAGAUGAGAUUCCAGUGUUGGGAUUCCCCGAAAAACUCAGUAUCCACUUUUACCAACAAGAGACAAGAGGCUUACGUCUGCCGUACACUUCCACAUGCAUGAUGGGACUUUUCCUUCCUCGAGGUGUAAGGAGUCAUGCAGAGCUCAACAAGAUGCUGCUGAGAGCGGUCAGAGACUCGAGUGGAUUUGGAAAAACAUGACUGAAUUUGAAUACAAAACUAGGUGUUGGUAUCGCUGUACUAUUAAAAAUUGUAAGCAUUCAUUCGUUUUUCUGCAGGGGUUUGUGUGACCCUCAAUGGACUUCCUGUUGUUGUGCCAAGAGGAACUGAGCUUGUUUUUUAAGGCUCAGGUUUUUUUUUUUUUUUUGGUUUUUGUUUUUAAUCAUAAGACCAUAGUCAAAGGGAAAACACCAAUAUUUCUGUAGUAUUGAAUGUACAAAUCUUUGGGGUUUGUAUAGCAUUGUAUAAAAGAAGACCUGAAUGAAGGAUAUCAUUUUUUUAUAUCAUUUUUGGACUACAAAUAAAAAAACAAAAAAUUUGUAUGUUGUUAUAUUUAUGGUUAUUUGCAUAAACAUGCCUCUGCAUAGCUAUAAUACUGUUGAUAGUGAAAAUAAAAAUCCAUAUAUUU
Molecule: messenger RNA, 2636 nt
Organism: Silurus meridionalis
Lineage: Eukaryota; Metazoa; Chordata; Actinopteri; Siluriformes; Siluridae
Product: G2/M phase-specific E3 ubiquitin-protein ligase-like
Exons: 9
Coding region: 338-2209 (623 amino acids)
Biological process (GO): protein polyubiquitination
Molecular function (GO): ubiquitin protein ligase activity
Source: RefSeq, a predicted model, not a curated record